Molecule: messenger RNA, 1017 nt
Organism: Aspergillus bombycis
Lineage: Eukaryota; Fungi; Ascomycota; Eurotiomycetes; Eurotiales; Aspergillaceae
Exons: 1
Coding region: 1-1017 (338 amino acids)
Source: RefSeq, a predicted model, not a curated record
AUGCCCGCCGGUGGAAUGGACGCCCUGGGGGCCUUCUCCCACCUCACCGAUAAUUUGCCCACAUGGAUUAACCGUAUCUCUGAUCUGGCCACCCACACCGCCGCCAAACAUGCCGAAUAUGCCGAGGCGUACAAGAAGCUCGCCGUCACACCGGGGAGACCACGUCGACGCAAGAAUAGCUCCGUGUGCUCCAUCCGGACCGACGACUUGCGGAAUGCCGUCACCCAAUCGCCGCCCCCUGUAGAUGCACCGAUCCAGAAAGGCCCCGACACCCCCCAGCCCGCCUCCCAGGACCCGUCGACCCCGAACCCUAACCCUCGAAAGCGUGGCACGGACGAAGCACCAUCCGUAGCCUCCGAGGAGAACCCUUUUGUCAGCACUCGAUACAACCUAGUGAUCCAUUACGACGGGGAGACGCAGAAGUCGCUGGAGGAAAUGGUGCGGAUUAUGGGGACGGCCAGGAACAACAUUCGGAGGGGAAGGAUGUCCCAGAUGGGGGCGAUGCGGAGUAGUACUCUUAACAGACCCCCUCGGAUGAACAGCCCACCGCUUUCUCCUUCUGCGGAUGAGUCGGACGAUCAGUUGCUGUCCCAGAUCCGCAGCAACCGGAAUCGUGGGCCUCCGCCACAGGCCCGGGUGAUGGCGAAGAACUCACCGUUUGACAUGGCGGAUCGACAGCUGGAGUUGGCUCAUAGUUUGUGUGAGACUGCGGCUUACCAAUUCCUCCGGGUGGGUGACUGCUCGGAAGAACUACAGGGGGUGCUGGAUAAAUUCAAGGCGCUGCUCGAACUGGCCACGGGUGAAGUGCGACGUCUCACGGAGGAACAGGAAAAGGAACGUGCCGCGAAGGAGAAAGAGGCUCCGCACGUGGAAUCUGUGCAGUUGACGGUUGGUCCCGCGAGCAACAAGAUAUCGACAUCGGAUAUUGGAGCGAUCGAGGUGGACGACGGGACGGAAUCCGAAGAAUCGAUCGACUUAUCUACCUUCCGAGCCCGACGAAUGAUGAUGAGGGCUUAG